Molecule: messenger RNA, 770 nt
Organism: Rosa rugosa (rugosa rose)
Lineage: Eukaryota; Viridiplantae; Streptophyta; Magnoliopsida; Rosales; Rosaceae
Product: signal peptide peptidase-like 4
Exons: 3
Coding region: 294-770 (158 amino acids)
Source: RefSeq, a predicted model, not a curated record
AUUUCUUCUAUAACUGUAUUUUCUAAUUUGCAUUUCAGUAAUUACACGCCAAUACAAAUUUCAUAAACCAUAUGUUGAUUUUUCUAAGCAUCUCGUAUAACAAUAACAAGGUGUGUUUUAAUUUCCAGGAAAUUAAGAUAUGACAAGCAAAUCAAUUUAAUAAAUCUGAUAAAAUGUGAAAACCGAAAGUACUGGUGAGGAGGCCUCCGAAAUCUUCGGAGCGACCUCGUAGAGCAAGUCGGCGGCGGCGAACGCAUGUUCCCCAGACCAAGCUUCGGCGAGGCUCCAGAAGAAUGGCGGACCGCGACCCCUUGUCGGCUCCGGUCCCGACUUGGAUCAACGGUGUAGAAGCCAACGAGUAUGUUGGUGUCGGGGCUCGAUUUGGACCUACCCUGGAAUCAAAGGAAAAGCAUGCCAAUCAUACUAGAGUGGUUCUGACAGACCCCCCUGAUUGUUGUACCAAACCCAAGAAUAAGCUUGCACAUGAUGAGGUCAUUUUGGUACACCGAGGAAAUUGCAGUUUUACCACCAAGGCAAAUAUGGCUGAAUCUGCUAAUGCUUCAGCCAUCCUCAUCAUAAAUAACCGUCCAGAACUUUUCAAGAUGGUUUGUGAAGACGACGAGCCUGAUGUUGAGAUAGGCAUACCUGCUGUUAUGCUUCCCAACAAAAUUGGUGAAAUCUUGGAAAAUGGAUUAACGAACAAUUCCAUAGGUAUGCUUUUCCUUUUCUGUUCACAUAUACAACAAUUUAUUAGCCAUCACAAAACAUAA